GGUUUUUCUUGCGUAGGUAAAGAAAUACGACCUCAUAUCAGCUGAUGGAGACACACUAAAAAUACGCUUCUACGACAUAAGGGGUUUUGAAAGUGGAAGAGAGAAUGCAAAAGAGCUUGAACUUCUAAUAGAUGGACGGCUUCCUGAAAACUAUCAAUUUCCGGAAAAGUUCAAUCCAGAUGAUGUCAUAGAAGAAAGACCAAAUCCAACAUUAAAUGAGCAAAUACAUUUAAUCUGCUUUGUAGAAGAAAAUUCAGACUUUGAUAAAUAUACUGUUGCGCAUAAGGAACAAAUCAAUGGAAUCAACCGUAUUAUCUGUAAUAAAGGAUUACCAAUGGUUGUAAUUGCAACAAAAUUUGACAAGCUCUGUCCUAAGAUAUCCGAGAAUGUUGCUCACCUUUUUAAAAGUCCAAAAGCAAAAAAAGCAGUCGACGCAAUUGCUGGCUUCCAUGGAGUUAAUAAAAACCAAGUGCUUCCCGUGGUAAAUUAUACUGAUGAAGAAGAAGGUCUAGAUGCAAAAGAUCAGCUGGCGUUGAAAGCUCUCAAUAGGAUAUAUCAAUUAAUAGAGGGUUAUUUAACACAUCAUCCAGACAUAAAAUUUGUCCCUGAUGGUUGGAAAGAUCGUGAAGAUGCGUUGCCUGUCUGGAAGGAUGAUGUUGAAAAAGGAAAUCAAUUGAGUGAGAAAUUGACACCCUUUGAUGACAGGAACCUACGGAUCCUGUUGGUUGGUCCUGUUGAUAGUGGUAAAUCGAGUUUUAUCGAUUCGGUUCAAUCUGCGCUUCGUAGUAAAAUUACUGCAGAUGCCAGCAUUAGAUUUGCGAGGACAACACCGGAAAACCUUUCCUCUACAACAGAAAAGUUCAAGCUCUUUCCCGUUGAUUAUGUCGACAACGAUACAGGCUUAUUACGGAGGAGUGGUAUACGUCUAGGUGAUACACCUGGUUUUCAAGAACAAGAUGGCAUCAAAGAAGAUCAUGUCAAGUUCAUAAUUAGUGGAAAUGUGCCCGAUUGCUAUAAAAUCAUAAAUGGAAUUCAAGAUACACAAGAUGACUUCCAGAGAAACCCGCUACCAGGUGACAAAAUACACUGCGUUUGUUUUGUUUUCGACUGUGAGAAAGUACAAAAAGGCUUUACAGAAAGUAUAAAAACGUCCAUGAAGAGGUUGCAACAAAUGAUCGUUGAACAAGGUUGUCCGCAUAUAGUGCUCUUAACAAAAUGCGACAAAGUAAGCAAUUCGUUGAAAACUGGCAGACGGAGAAUUUUUGAUGACGGAAAUGUGAGGGGAUGCAAGGACAGACUCAUGACAGAGUUCUAUUUCAAACAACAACAGAUAUAUCCUAUCAUAAAUUACGAUGAUCAAAAUGAUGUAGAUAAACAUACCGAUAGACUUAUUUUAGCGGCGUUCUUCAAAAUUCUCGAACUCGGAAAAAAUCAUAUGGAAAGGGCUGACGGACAAGUAUAGGAUAGAUGGAUGAAAAUAAUUGGUUUUAAAACAGAAAGACAAUAUUACAUAAGUAUAGACAUACUUGAUGGUGCAAAAUGUCUUAGAUAAUCAUAGUUUGUAUUAUUCCAUCUUUCUUUGCAAUGUAUGAUAACUCUAUUUUCAUCAAUGAAACUUUUUGCAUAUGUUUUAAAUUUAGUUCAUUGUGUCCAGCCAAAACAUGCAUAAAUGUUUAAGUACCUUUCAUCAAAAUAAGUGUUAUUUUGCCCUUUUUAUUACAUAGUACACUUAUAUUUUCAUUUUCAUAAACUAUUUGAUUAAAAUUAAUGAUUAAAUAUUUGAAAGCCAAACGAUAAUGUGCAUAAUCUAAGGAAUACUUUUUACGAUAUUUAAGUUUGAAAUGCGUAUUUCUUUUGCAGCUAAUUUCAAAUGUUUCGAUACCUUAGCUUGUACAAUCUUGCAUAUCAAAUUAGAAACGUCAGAUAGUGUCGGUUUGUUCUGCCUCAUUCAUUUCUUUUAAAUAAGUCCGUCACCCAUUCCAAUCAUAUUGAAUCUACUUUUGCUGUGUUAAAACAUGCUUUUACAGAUUGCAUAUCAUUCCCAUUCCAUUAAUAUUAUAUAAACGACUAUAAUUUAAAUAUUUCACUUUAUAUGUAGCAUGAUAAUAGCAUCAUUAAGCUGUAUAAUUAUGUUGCUGCUUUUUAAUCGUAUGUAUUUCUUUUUACUGAAUAAUAAUGCAGUUCCAUUUAAGUUAGUUGGCAUGACGAAAAUAGAAAGUUUUGUCCGACAUGUGUGUACCAUUUGUAGGUCUUUACCAAUAUUUUUUGUGCUUUUUUAAAGCAUCCCCUUUCGGCCUUUUUCAUCUUUUUAUUGUGCAUAUAGACCCAAAUAUGAAAAAAGCGUGAUUUUUAAAUAUAUUUCUUAGCAUAUUUUAUCAUCUUGUGAAGAUGUUUUCCAUGUAAGUGCUGCACUUGAUCUGUGUUAGAAAUUUUAAUUUUCUGUUUUUGAUCAAUAGAGCGGCUUUAAAAUUAAAUCUGAUACAUAAAAAUAUAAGCAAGACUUUUCAGUUUGAUAAAUGUUUUUCUUUAAAGUUAAACAACACAGUCGAAAAGUUUCCGAUGCUUAAGUCGUUACACAAAUUAAUAUUAUUUUAAAUAUGAAAUAGAUAUAAGAAUUAAUGCAAGUUUAAUGCUUCAGCUAGUAAGUGGUGGCUACUGUAAAACAUCAAAAAUGCUUCUACAUAUACUACCCAGCUUUUGAUAAACACCAAAAGUUUCUCACAAUACUAUAAAAAGUAAAGCAAAUCAUUUAGUUAACAUAGUUUCAUUAAAAAUGUUUGGAGAUUACCCUAAACUUAAAAGCAUUCAACCCGCGUUUUAUCUGGGUUUUUUUUAGUGACAGCAGAUACACAUUAUUGUUUUUAUACACUGAUACUACAAAUUCAAGAUACCAAUUGUAAGGCACAUCCUUCAGGGGCAUAGCGGAGGCAGAUAA
Ruditapes philippinarum (Manila clam) is the source of this 2935-nucleotide messenger RNA. Its product is annotated as interferon-induced protein 44-like. NCBI's taxonomy places the organism in Eukaryota, Metazoa, Mollusca, Bivalvia, Venerida, Veneridae. The transcript is spliced from 9 exons. Bases 335 to 1462 code for a protein of 375 amino acids. The record is from RefSeq and is a predicted model, not a curated record.